This is a messenger RNA of Protobothrops mucrosquamatus (brown spotted pit viper), 770 nucleotides long. It is a transcript of the gene MND1, whose product is annotated as meiotic nuclear divisions 1. The coding region runs from base 105 to 677 and encodes 190 amino acids. The transcript has 8 exons. Gene Ontology annotation, molecular function: double-stranded DNA binding. Gene Ontology annotation, biological process: reciprocal meiotic recombination. The record is from RefSeq and is a predicted model, not a curated record. Lineage: Eukaryota; Metazoa; Chordata; Lepidosauria; Squamata; Viperidae. Gene Ontology annotation, cellular component: nucleus.
GGGGGAAGUGGAAUCCAACGCACGGAUGGAAGAAGCUGGUGUAAUUAACCUCUUUCCUCGAGUCAAAGAAAAGAGGUCUGAGCGUUGAAGAGAAGAGAACUCGGAUGAUGGAAAUCUUUUUUGAAACAAAAGAUGUAUUCCAGUUAAAGGAUAUUGAGAAAAUUGCUUCGAAAGAGAAAGGAAUAACGUCUAUGUCAGUGAAGGAUAUCUUACAGAGCUUAGUUGAUGAUGGUAUGGUAGACACUGAGAGGAUUGGAACAUCAAAUUAUUUUUGGGCUUUCCCAAGUAAAGCAUUACACACAAGAAAAUGUAAACUGGAAGCACUGCAGAAUCAGUUCUCAGAAUAUUGUCAGAAGAAAAAGGAUUUAGAAGAAAGCAUCAAGCAAUCAAAAAUUGGGCGGCAAGAUACUGCAGAACGUGCAGCACUAAUAAAGGAAUUUAGUGCCUUACAACAGAAGAAAGACCAUCUAAAGACAGAAGUAGAUAAAUACAAAGAAUGUGAUCCAGAUAUUAUUGAAGAAAUCCGUCAAGCAAAUAAAAUAGCCAAGGAAGCAGCCAACAGAUGGACUGAUAAUAUAUUUGCUGUAAAAUCUUGGGCUAAACGGAAGUUUGGAUUUGAAGACAACAAAAUUGACAAAACAUUUAGUAUACCAGAAGAUUUUGACUAUGUUGAUUAAAAGUAUUUAAAUGGAUGUCACAUAACUUAAUAUUGUUCAAGAUGCCUUUAUUUUAAAUUUCAUUUCAUUCCUACCAUUACUUGUACUGUUAAU